UCCAAUUCCAACAGUGACAGUGGUCCUAGUAGUUUCAUUUAGAAAGAAUAGUGAGUAACAGCAUGGCUUAAGUGAAGGUUCCAAGAUGGCUAAUUUUCUUGGACUUAGGUUCCACACGAGGUUACCAGUUGUGUGUGGCGUUUGUUCCUGUUGUCCAACACAUCAUGUUACUAGUGUUGUUGUGAGUUCCUCUUCUGCUACUGCAGCUACUCUUUCAAGAGCAGUAAUAAACAAGUGGAACAGAAGAGUUAAGGCUCCUCGCCGCAUGCUAUUGGGCAUUGGAGCUUCAUUCUUGGCUCAGUUUAUGAGUAUGGCUGGUGCUGGGGGUAGCAAACCCUUCAUUGCUUCUGCCAGGAUAAAGGGUGGUCCCUCUGUGGAUGAGAUGUUGAAGAAAGUGGAAUGGCCAGAGCAGUUCCCCUUCAAGGAGGAGGAUUUUCAGCGCUUUGAUGAGUCCUCAGAUUCCAUGUUCUAUGAAGCACCUCGAUUUGUGACACAUAUUGAUGACCCUGCCAUUGCUGCUCUGACUAAGUAUUACUCCGAAGUAUUCCCUCCUAGUAACACUCCUGGAGUAAGCAUCUUGGAUAUGUGUAGCAGUUGGGUCAGCCAUUUUCCAUCAGGAUACAAGCAAGAACGAGUGGUGGGAUUAGGUAUGAAUGAAGAAGAGCUGAAAAGGAACCCGGUUCUCACGGAGUAUGUUGUGCAAGACUUAAAUGUGAACCCCACACUCCCGUUUGCGGAUAACUCUUUUGACAUCAUCACUAAUGUGGUCAGUGUUGAUUACCUAACAAAGCCUCUUGAUGUGUUCAAGGAGAUGCGCAGGAUACUCAAGCCAGGUGGACUGGCCAUAAUGAGCUUUUCAAACCGAUGCUUUUGGACAAAAGCCAUUUCUAUAUGGACAUCAACUGGGGAUGCUGAUCAUGUUAUGAUUGUUGGGUCUUAUUUCCAUUAUGCUGGAGGAUUUGAACCUCCUCAGGCUGUUGAUAUAUCUCCUAAUCCUGGACGCUCUGAUCCUAUGUACAUUGUGUACUCUAGGAAGCUGUCUACUGCUUAAGAAACAUUUGGACUAGGAAUUUUUAGAAUUUAUGUACUUAUUAGAGUGACUCUGAUGGGAGAAUAUAUUGCAUGUCAUUUUUUUAUAGCAAUGUUUGUUGUGCGCAAGGUCCUUCAUGGCAAUGUACUCAAACUCUCCAAACAAAUUAUUUUAUUUUUUUUCC
Gastrolobium bilobum is the source of this 1214-nucleotide messenger RNA. RefSeq lists its product as uncharacterized. The coding region runs from base 86 to 1051 and encodes 321 amino acids. Lineage: Eukaryota; Viridiplantae; Streptophyta; Magnoliopsida; Fabales; Fabaceae. The transcript has 8 exons. The record is from RefSeq and is a predicted model, not a curated record. Gene Ontology annotation, molecular function: S-adenosylmethionine-dependent methyltransferase activity.